GCAUCAGAUCCGAAGUUCAAGAAGUAUACGCAGCAAGUGGAGAGAUGCUUGAAUUCGUUUGACAAUGUGCACGAAUGGGCGGACUUCAUUGCCUUUCUAAAGCAGUUGCUCAAGACUCUUCAAGCGUAUAUGCAGUUCAAGGAGAUUCCCCGAAAGAUCGUUGUCGCGAAACGAUUAUCGCAAUGUCUAAAUCCCGCGUUACCGAGUGGAGUACACCAAAGGGCCUUGGAUGUCUACUCCCAUAUCUUAGCUGUUGUCGGGUCCGAAGGCCUUAAACGAGACAUGGCACUCUGGGCAUCCGGCUUAUUCCCCUUCCUUGAGUAUGCAGCUACAUCUGUCAAGCCCACCCUCCUUAACAUCUGCGACACGUACUUCUUGCCCCUUCAAGCGGGCUUACGACCUAUCAUGAAAUCUUUCAUUCUUGCUUUACUUCCGGGGUUAGAAGAGGAGACUGGGGAGUUCUUUGACAAGGUCUUAAGCCUAUUAGACCGGCUUUCAGGGACGGUUUCGCCGUCUUUUUUCCUACAGAAUAUAUGGCUAGUCAUGCUAACGACUCCCUCUGCUCGUGGAACAUCACUCACAUUCCUCUCUCGACGGCUUCCUCGUCUCAAUGGUGACGAAGUUGGCCGGGACAUUGGUCUAAUGAUCCGCGCAUUUGCCGCAGCGCUUGAAGACGACAAUCUGCUCGUCAGGCGUAGCGCUCUUGAUCUGCUGUUGCAGAGUUUACGCAUGGACAACGCAGCGGUGCAAAAGGCGUCGGCAGAGGACCGUGCGAUUCUCAUGCGAGCAGCGACGAGUGUCGUCAUGCGCAGAGAUAGUUCGUUGAAUCGACGCCUAUAUACGUGGCUGUUAGGCCCCCAAGAGAACAGCGAACAACAGACGCAGUAUUUCAAGUCAAAUGCGCUUGAACUGUUGCGGGCGACGCUGCAAGAGGAAAUGUUCUCACCUUCUGCGGAGUACUCAGAGUCACGGCCGUUCAAGAUUUUUAUCUCCUUGUUGGAUAAGUGGGAAGUUGGCGGCCCGCUAACAGAAGUGUUGGUUCUCGAUGCGUUCAACGCUCUCAAGAAGGCGAUGCUGUCAAGUCUAGAUAACAAUGACGAGAUCGUCAUGACAGCAAGUACGCUGUACCAGGCUGUCGAGCCCCGUGUCGUUUGGAGGCAAUUGUUAGGAUCCAUCCUCCAAGAGAUUAUCGGUGAUGGGAUUGAUUGCGAGGCGAUUCAUUUGGCUCGUUUCAUCUUGACGACAUUCCAUGUACAAGAUGACGAGAUCCAAACCCUUCACUUCCCCCUAGUCUUUGCUGCCGUCGUGGAAAUUGUCAAAGUGAUACCUUUCAGUCAUUUUUUUCGCGUGGCGUCUAUUUACAAUAAUGCUGUUUUACAGUAUCAAUUCUCGACAUCCGUCUCCAAACCCUCCUUGCGUUCUCUUGCAACUCACUUUACCACGGCAUUUAAAAAUGUUGUGGAGCUCAGUAUUGCCUGCGCUAAAGACUUAUGCCACGCAACUCGCAAGGAUGCUUCUUUGCGUGACAUAUUUGUGCAGUCCUUACUCCUAGUUACUCAGCUUGUGGAAGGACUUGGUGGACGCGCGGACUUGAAAGCUAAGGUAGACUGGGAUCCAGUGGAAUGGCUUGCCGUAAUUUUGACUGUAAUCGAACAAGAGAACACAACUUUCAUCGUUGUCGAUAGAGUCAUUUCUCUGGUCAUUGCCCUGCAUCAUACCAGUGGACUUGAACCUGGUGUCUCGAUUCAGGCGCGACAAACUACAUUCAAGAUGAUUCAUACUCUCUUCAGAUAUCUGCGUCCUAACUGUACCGUGUACCAUGCGCGCGCUGUCAACCUCAUCUGGGCAUUGGAAAAUGUGACUAAGAGGCCAUAUGUCGAGUCCAUUGUUGCACAGGGUCUCACAUCCCCCCAGUCUCGAAAUGUGCAGGAGUCAUACGAGGCAUUUGGAGUAUUCUGGCGAUUGACUGAGGAUAGUUUGCUGCCAGGCUUUCACUUCAAGGUUCCAAUAAUGAUUGUUUUGGACACGUUGAAAAGCGACGACCCUAACCUCCGCCGGGUUGGAGAGACUUGGAUGCGUUGUAGCUUAAAGUCGUAUCUCCGGGUCCUGGACCCUAUUCUGUUUGAUCUUCUGGACCCGGCGUUACGUCGAACACCCUCUGUUUCCAAGAUAAAUGGCAAGGAGCUCCGGGAUUUCUCCUAUGAACGACCAAUCGAUCAGUCAUACAUUACUUACCUCCUGGAAACACUGCUAUCGAUCGUUCGAUUCGGAGGACAGGGCUUCAGCAAGACUGCUCGAACAAGUCAUGUCAGACGCUCACACCAUGCGGGGCUUGUCGAACGAAUUGAAGCCUGUAAUUGUCCUCACUUAUAUGCAUCAUUUCUAAGGUUCUUGCAAUCCGAGUGUAAACACAGACGCGUCGAACGAAUGGGUUCUGCCAACAUCAUCAUUCAAUCGACAGCGAUUGAUCUCCUCCAGGCUAUUGUUGCCCGAGGAGAUGUCGACGGCCUUGCCCUCGAAGGUAUUGAGGCGGCGGUGAUCGGUAAAUUGUAUUUUUCUGUGCAUAUGAAGCGCAUCGACCUCCAGAACAAGCUUCUCCAUCUUCUCCACUCCGUAAUAUCUGCGACGACCGCUACUGCGACCCGAACAGCCAAACCGACGACAGUCGCCUCAGUUGAUGGUAUGCCGGAGAGACCCCCUUCUCCCAUUGGAUCACAGGAAUUGGGUGGUCAGAUGCACUCUGUGAAUCCACUUUUGGUGCAGACUUUAAUCGACGGCAUCGCUGUAUCGUCCAAUCGCCCUGUGUUGCAGCACUGGUUGGACUUCAUACUCAUGACAGUACCUCAAUUUCAGCAUGCGCUGCAAGCUGUAGUGUCACCUCUCAGCGAUUGUGUCGGUCGUCAACUCCGAUCUAGCCUGGCAGAUAUCAGCCGGGUAUUUACUGAUAAACAGGAGGAUGAGGAUUUACAGUCAAUGACCACUGACGCAGAUUUCACCAUGCUUCUCAAUGCACUCGAGCGUUUAAUCAUUUUGAAUCUAAAAACAUCUGAUACUGCGCAGGCAGAAGAUGACAGUAUCCUUCCAGAGAAAUCCCCAGGAGGAGAGGGCGGUGGCCUACUUGGAAUGAUGACGACAGUCUUUGGCUCCGAGACAAUACCCAUAGUCCCAGAAGAACAAAUGACGGCUCGUUCGCCUGGAUACCGUUCAUUACAUGAAGGUAUCCGCGUGCUGUAUACCAUUUGGUCUACCAUGACAUGGCCAGAGUCGAAGUCGUGGACACCAAAGGACGACUCAUUGUCUAUGAUCUGCAGCAAGUCACGAUUGCGCUGUCGACGGGUGUUUGAGCACUUUUUCCGUGUACAAGCGCCUGAGGUAUUGGAAUCUAUUAUCGAUUGCUGGAAUCGGGAUCCCUCGGUGUCGGCAUUUGAACUGGUGGAUGCCUUGACAUCUAGUGCCCAGAGUGUUGUACACAUGGUGUGCGAAAGCAUAUCUUGUCGCGUCCCUGGCCUCACGGAGAGAGGCAGAAAGCAGGUAGUUAACCCUGACCUCAACCUGUUUCGGUUUCUGGAGCAAUAUUUGCAGCAGUUAGAAGGGCCGUUAGCUCUCCAAGUAUGGGGCCGCCUCCAUCAGCUUGCGAAGGAUAUUCUCGGAAAUCUCAAGGACUUCAAGAAUCAGCUCUAUCCUGUUUUGAGGUGUGUAUCCGUUUUAGCUGACAAGAUGACACAAACUACGGCAAUGGAAGAUCGGCGAGUACGAAAAGAGCUCCAAGAUACUUUCGGGAAGCUACUUGACUCUGUCGUAGUUUCUGCUGGCCGUAACUCUGAUCAAAGUUCUUGGAUUCGCCGUGGUGCAAAGGAAUCAUUGAACGGCCGGGACUCUCCUGUACCUCGCGGUAAUAUCUCUACGAUUGCGCUUCACGGACAGAUCAACCGAUAUGUUGCCAGUACGGCGUUACCCAGCUUGCGCAGAUUCCUUAUGGACAAUGACAAAAUCACUGCCGCAUGUGUUAAUAUCGUCUACUACAUCAUUACCCCUUCUAUGAAGGGAAAACCCAGACCUCUAGACGUCGAUGAUAUCAUUCUUCAAAUGAUCCUGGAGAUGAGUCGAAUCCCGGCUGCUCUCAAGGCUUGGCGAAGCGUAGUAUCAGACAUCCUCAGCGAUAAUCGAUUCUUCAACAGCCCGCUAGAAGCCGGACGUGGCUUUAGAUCAAUAACAAAGGCCCUGAUUGACACAGAUAAGACCGCUUUCUCAGAACUUCUAGGCAAAGUAACGACUGCUCCCUCCACCAAUAUUUUCACAAACAGGGAAUAUGAGAAUCUACUCCGUUCGCUCAACCUCCGUCGACUGUCUUACGCCCUGUAUUGUGGGGAGAAGAAUCAAUUCUUGACCUCCUUACCGACAGUCCAGGAAAAAUUGGUUGAUGUCCUGCGGAACGUCCCCGCGCCUAUUGUACAAGCCGAAGUCUAUCUAUGCGUCCGUGUUCUGUUGUGUCGGCUUAGCGCGCAUAACCUUGUCAGUUUCUGGCCAGUCAUCUUGACUGAAAUGUACCGGCUCUUGGACCAACUUAUGACAAUACUCCCAACCGACGGCUCGGAAGACCUACCUUUAGUCUUAUCCGCGUGUAAAUUCCUCGACCUUUUACUUGUGCUGCAGACAGAGGAUUUCCAAGUGUAUCAAUGGAUUUUCAUCACGGACACCGUCGAUGCAGUGUAUCGCCCAGAUGACUGGCUUCCCGAGGCCAUGUUCGACCAGCUGGCAGAGAUUGGAUCAAGGCUGCCCAUCACAGAAGGUGUUGUCCCUUCAUCAAGGGGUCCUCCAUCAAGUCCUUUGUUCGCAACGUCAAUAGAUGAAGAGCGAUCAAUGCGUCGACCUAUGCUCAAUGACCUACGCCAGAUAGACUCCAUCCGCGAUCUCGUCCCAUUCUUCUCAAGCGUGAGCAUAGCGAGUUACGAGAGUGUGUACAUGAGCGGAGGUAACAUCGACUGGGAAGAGGUCGAGCGAGGACUUGUGGGUGAUAUGUUUGAGGGAACGAAACCUUAAAGCAUCUCGUGGCUAACUUUUUAUUCGGAUGAGCUUUGGACAAUCGCAUCUGUUUGUACUUUUCCUUCCGAUUUGUGUAUAUUCCGAGACAUAGAAUUUAGGAGAUAUUUAAUCAACCGAGAAUAAGAAAUAACAUCCGUGCAGAACGUG
Messenger RNA from Heterobasidion irregulare TC 32-1, 5190 nucleotides. RefSeq lists its product as uncharacterized. Bases 130 to 5040 code for a protein of 1636 amino acids. The transcript is spliced from 26 exons. The record is from RefSeq and is a predicted model, not a curated record. NCBI's taxonomy places the organism in Eukaryota, Fungi, Basidiomycota, Agaricomycetes, Russulales, Bondarzewiaceae. Gene Ontology annotation, cellular component: trans-Golgi network; endosome. Gene Ontology annotation, biological process: Golgi to endosome transport.